UAGGCCCUCGCGCUGAAUCGAUUUCUAUUUGUCUUUGUAGACGAAUAAACUUACACGCCCGUUUAAUGAGUUUUGUUUUGUUAAUUAUUUUAUGCAGGUGAACAUGCGAUAAGUAAUGCGUUGGCUGCGUAUUAUGCUAACUAUUAAAUUGAAACAGUAGUAUAUAAGUGUUUAAAGAUGGAUUCAUUAAAAGGAAAAGUCGCAAUCCUCACAGGUGCGAGUAGCGGUAUAGGGGCGGGGGUAGCCAUACACCUAGCGGGACACGGCUGCAAGCUUCUGCUCACCGGAAAGACCCAGGAGAAGCUUGACAAGGUCGCCACAGAGUGCCGGAAAUCCGGGCUAUCAGCGGAUGACGUGGACACGUUGUCCGGCGACAUUACGACUCAUGCGACGAGAAUGUUGGUGAUCGAGAAGGCGAUAGAACGCUGGGAUAAGAUUGACAUUCUGUUCAACAACUCGGGGAUCAUGUGCAACAUGUCCCUCGUGGACGUCAGCAAGGUGGACUAUGACCUCACGUUCGACAACAACGUGCGCUGUCACGUGCUCAUGGCCAAGGCGGCGCUUCCCCAUCUCGUGAAGACCAAAGGUUGCAUAAUCAACAACUCCAGUUCAGCAAGUGUGAACGCGUCUGUGGAGCAAGGCGUCUUCUGUAUGACUAAAGCUGCACUGGACAUGUUCACCAAAUGUUUUGCUCGAGAGGUCGGGCCCCUAGGUGUACGAGUGAAUUCCAUAAACCCAGGGAUCAUUGAUACACACUUAGAGAGAAGAAAAGACGACAGGAUGAAGGAGGAUGCUUUUUAUCAUCAGUGGCUUGACGCCAACGCGGGAUCAGUGCCCCUCGGGAGGACUGGAAAUUCCCUUGACUGUGCCAAGGCAGUGGCGUUCUUAGCUUCAGACGCCGCCAGUUACGUCACAGGGCAGACGCUAUUCGUGGACGGAGGUAGAAAUAUUGUGGCGGUAGAGAAAGUUAAAGUGGACCAAGUCGGAAGUCGGUAACGGCGCUACGCGACACAACUUCCUUUCAUCGAUUUCGGUUGCAAAAGAGUAAAUGAUGAUAAACCUAUGCACAUAUGAGAUAAUCUCAUUUGUUCACUGUUAGCGGAAGAUGGAAAUAGAUUUAUUAACUUCGAUUGCAUGUUUAUAUAUAUAUGGUGUUACAUUGUGUGUCACAGUGCUUUUGUAUAAAAGUACAAUGUA
Dreissena polymorpha is the source of this 1197-nucleotide messenger RNA. Its product is annotated as 3-oxoacyl-[acyl-carrier-protein] reductase FabG-like. The record is from RefSeq and is a predicted model, not a curated record. The transcript has 9 exons. The coding region runs from base 178 to 996 and encodes 272 amino acids. Lineage: Eukaryota; Metazoa; Mollusca; Bivalvia; Myida; Dreissenidae.